Molecule: messenger RNA, 351 nt
Organism: Ziziphus jujuba (common jujube)
Lineage: Eukaryota; Viridiplantae; Streptophyta; Magnoliopsida; Rosales; Rhamnaceae
Product: PR5-like receptor kinase
Exons: 1
Coding region: 1-351 (116 amino acids)
Biological process (GO): protein phosphorylation
Molecular function (GO): protein kinase activity; ATP binding
Source: RefSeq, a predicted model, not a curated record
AUGACCAACAAUAAUUCACAUGAAGUAGGUCGUGGAGCCUUUGGUGUUGUGUGCAAAGGAAAGUUACAGGAUGGUUCAGAUGUGGUUGUCAAGAUCCUAACCGAACCCAAAGAGAAUGGAGACAAAGAGAAUAGCGACGUGUUUAUCAGUGAGGUAGCAAGCAUCAGUAAAACUGCUCAUGUAAAUGUUAUUAAACUUUUGGAACUUUGCUUACAAAGAUGCAGAAGGGCUCUCAUUUACGAGUACAUGCCUAAAGGAUCACUUGAAAAGUUCAUAUUCAUAAAUCGUUCAAAAACUACUCGUGACUUAGCAUGGGAAAAACUGCUCCAAAUUGCUAUAGAGAUUGCUUGA